UCAACGAUUUGUCCUAUUUUAUUUUCGGUUGGAGGGCGGGGGAGGGAAGGCGCUAGAAGAAAGGGAGGGAAAAUAACGAAAAUAAGAAGACGAAUAAGCUAUGCGAUUUCGCUGGUGGUGCUGCCGGCGGCGACACUCUGGUAGUAGAGGUACCGGACCAUCGGCCUCUAAUGCUCUGCACAAACCUAGCCAGGAAGGAGAAGGUCGUUAAUGGCCUUGCAAUUGCAAAUGAGUUGGCAACCGAGUUUACUGAGUCAGAAGCGCCGGAACGGCCCCCCACUCGGUCUUAAAAACCUAGGCAAUACCUGCUACCUCAACAGCGUCCUUCAGUGUCUCACUUACACCCCUCCCCUCGCCAAUUUCUGCCUCCGGAACCAACACUCCUCUCUCUGUGAUUCGGCUUCCUCCGACAACGAGCGAAAGCGCGAAUGUCCAUUUUGCAUUUUGGAGAGGCGGAUAGUGAGGUCUUUGAGUUUGGAUCUCACCUUAGAUUCGCCUCUCAAGAUCCAGAACUGUCUCAGGAUCUUCGCCGAGCAUUUUCGCUUGGGCCGUCAGGAGGACGCCCACGAGUUCCUUCGUUAUGUCAUCGACGCUUGCCACAACACCUGCCUCCGCUUGAAGAAGCUGCGUCGAAAUGGAAAUGGCAACUACAGCGGUGGAGGUGCGAGUGGAAGCUCCACGGUGGUGAAGGAAAUUUUCGGGGGUGCCUUGCAGAGCCAGGUGAAGUGUUUAUCUUGUGGAAACGACUCCAAUAAGAUUGACGAGAUAAUGGAUAUUAGUCUUGAUGUUUUGCAUAGUAGUUCUCUUAAAGAGGCAUUGCACAAGUUCUUUCAACUGGAAGUUUUAGAUGGCAAUAAUAAGUACAAGUGUGACAAUUGUAAGAAGUUGGUGGUGGCGAGGAAGCAGAUGUCAAUACUCCAACCACCUAAUAUUCUUGUCAUCCAAUUGAAGUUCGUAGUGUUGCUGCUUUCAUGUAAAGGCGUUGUUCUUGGAUGGGUUUGGCAGAGAUUUGAUGGCAUAUUUGGGGGUAAGAUUGACAAGGCUAUUGCGUGUGACGAGAGUUUGCAGCUUGCAAAUUUCAUGUGCAAAGGAAGUCAGGAUCCACGUCCAGAGUACAAGCUCUUUGGUACCAUAGUGCAUUCAGGCUUCUCCGCAGAAUCUGGACAUUAUUAUGCAUACAUCAAGGAUGCAUCAGGUAGAUGGUAUUGCUGCAAUGACUCAUUUGUUACAAUUUCAACUCUGCAGGAGGUUUUGUCAGAAAAGGUUUAUAUUCUCUUUUUCUCUCGUACGAAUCAAAGGCCAGUAACUACUAGCACAGAUCUUGCUUCCAAUGGUGUAAAAUCUCAUCAAUGUCAUGACAGUGAUGGAUUCAAAAUGUCAAAACCUUCUGUUGUAACUAAAACGGCACAGACAAGAUCCCAUGUUGAGCAAUCUUCUCGGAAGGAACUUUCAAGUUCAUUUAAGGUAGAUAAACCAACUUCCAGUCCGCAAGGAGGGUUGUAUAUGAAUGGACAUUCUAAUUCCAUGCAAGCUCCUUCCACCAUUAAUGGAAAGAUUGUUCUUGAGAAGGAUGAAUUCAUCAAGGAGAAUGAGAAAGAGAAUAUAAACUCGUUGCCUCUGGAAAAUGGUGCAAGACAUAUAUCUUCUCUCGGGAAUGGAAAUAUCAGGGUAAAUCAUGAAGUUCAUUGUGAUGUCCCUGAGAAGGAACAUAAAUCUGUGUUAAUGAAUGGUAAUGUAAAUGGUGAAAGUAUGGGAAUGAAAGCAGAUAAACAUGACCAGUGUAAUGGUAAAUCUAUGAAUAUCAAGAUCACUGCAGGAAGCCCUGAUCAUGAUGAAAUUGAUAAUACAGUCAACUGCCCCUCUGAGAUCAAAAGGGCCAAAAGAAGAUCAGACUUAUGUAUCUUGUCUCAACAGGAUUCUCAAUCUCGGGGAAGAGUUGAAGAACUUAAACAAAAUCUCAAGAAUGAAACUUCCUCAGUUUUAAGAUCAUGCGGUUGGUCAGAGGAGGUCUUCAGUUGCAUGAGAACAAGGAAGAGAUUAUGUUUACGAGAAACUGGCAGGACACCAAGUAGGAAUGACUUAAAGAUAUUGCUGAUUGCGGAUGCCAGAAAAAAGUUUAUUUCACGGAUACCAGAACCUCUAAAAGAGGACCUUAUCAAAAAACUUAAACUGUUUAGCCAUGAAAAGUAACCUCGGUGGGUCUCCUCUUUUUAUGCGGUAGCUGUGCUGAGAAGAAACCUUAUCCUGGUUCUUGAGAUGGCGUCACAAUCUUUAGAACAAAAUUCAUUCUGUUUUGAUGGGAAUGGAAUGUCUUGAUGGUGAUAUAUGAAGAAUAUGUCCAAUGCUUUGUCCAAGCAAAGCUUUGGCGUCUCGGGAAUUUUUCCUUCAUCAUUCUCAAUCCGCUGCAGUGGAUUUCCAUUUCUUUUGAAAAGUUGGGAUCGCUGAUGCGCUCGCUUGAAAUUUCUUUAUAUCUCGAAGCUGCACAACUGGCGGCAGUCAUCGCCGAGAAGAAAGUUCAGGAAUUCUAUUCGAUUUGUAUAAUAUCCUUUUUGGUAGGAUUUUUGGCUUUCAGUCAUUAUGUCGUGGAUGCAUUACGAAUUUUCUUUCAAGGAAUACAGGAAAACUGCGGGAGCGAAACAUAUCUAUGCUUUCAUUGAGUUUGCAUUUUUACCAAGCAAGUGUUUGCUUUUGAGCUAUCUAUUACACCGUACAUUUGAUCUUGUACCUGACUCUGCGAUAAAAUGAUAUGGUAGGCUCUUAUUGCAGCCUACAGUUGAAAAUAUUUCAGGCGACACUGCUUUCAAA
Messenger RNA from Cucurbita moschata (crookneck pumpkin), 2805 nucleotides. Its product is annotated as ubiquitin carboxyl-terminal hydrolase 25-like. Gene Ontology annotation, cellular component: nucleus; cytosol. NCBI's taxonomy places the organism in Eukaryota, Viridiplantae, Streptophyta, Magnoliopsida, Cucurbitales, Cucurbitaceae. The record is from RefSeq and is a predicted model, not a curated record. The transcript is spliced from 8 exons. Bases 211 to 2190 code for a protein of 659 amino acids. Gene Ontology annotation, molecular function: cysteine-type deubiquitinase activity; cysteine-type endopeptidase activity. Gene Ontology annotation, biological process: protein deubiquitination.